AUGGAAAACGAGAAACAACAACCUCCAGUUUAUAGAGACGAGGAAUCUGACCAUUCUAUGGGAGAACCGGGAUACUUUACUGCAUCCGAUGGCCAUAGAAAACGGUCCAGAUCCCACCAAUACGACUAUAUGCACCCACCUUAUGUAGGGGGUGCAGAUGCGUACUAUUAUAGUUCGCCAUACUACUCUGACAGCCCUUCAGUACCUUAUGACUACUACAGGGGCUAUACCACUGCGGAACCAACCCAAGCUGCUAGUGGACCAUCUGACCGUACCAAGGGGUCAUCUCGUCGUGAAGAACGUCGUGAAGAACGUCGUGCGCGUGAACGCCAUGAACGCAGUAGAGCCUAUGCUCAAGGUCACCCUCACCCUCAUCCUCACCCUCACCACCAACACCCACACCCACACCCACAUGCCGUUGCUCAGCCACCUUCCAAUCAACUUUACAACCCUUGGUACGCCCAGGGUGGUGCUGCUGCUGGAGCUCCUAUUACUAAUGGUCACGGGGCAUAUCCACACGAUGUUGCUAAUACGAGCGAUGAGCUUUACAGAGAUGGAUCGUAUGCGUACGCCUACUCUCCUCCAGAAAAGCGUAGACGUGGCACUGCCAAGCGCACGUUGAUGCUCAUGAUGGUGUUGAUCACUUCCUACUUCAUGUUCUCUCUCGGUCGUGUCUAUGAGAGUAGAGGCGAAGUGAAGCUUUUCAGCAUGCAAGGACGUUCUCUUCCAGAAUGUAUGCCACGUCCUCGUGGAGGAUGUGGUGGCAGGAGAGGUCGUCAUGGUCCUAAUGGUCCAAACGGUCCUCAUGGUGGUCCUCCACAUGGCGGUCCACAUGGCGGUCCUCACGGCGGUCCACUCGAUGGUCCACUUGACGGUCCACUUGAUGGGCCCCACGGUGGUCCAAUUGGCGGCCCUUACGUUGCCCCCCACGAAGGUCCUAACGACCCUAGUCGUAAACAUCAUAAACCUAACCCAGACCAAGCGUUUGAACACAAACCAAUUUCAGUUGAAGAUUCCCAAAUUCCCGAGCUUAUGAUCGAUGUCAGUGACGUUGCUCCACCUCCUGGACCUCCACCUCACAUUCCUGCGGAAAUUGCUGGCAAUGAAAAUGGUGACAGAGUUUGA
Molecule: messenger RNA, 1125 nt
Organism: [Candida] anglica
Lineage: Eukaryota; Fungi; Ascomycota; Pichiomycetes; Serinales; Debaryomycetaceae
Source: the annotation of a GenBank genome assembly